UUUAAAAAUCCUUCAAAAAGAAGCGGCAAUUUUAAAGUUUCCCGCCUCCCACGAAUUUUUUUUGUGAUCCUAUAAUUACCCCCGAAUCAUCCCUCCGUCUCCAUCAGUUUUCUCGUCUGUUCCUGAUUGCUUUCCUUUAUUGCUGUCCAGAGAAACAAACAAAGAAAAUACCUUUUCGAAAUGGCUCGCACAAAACAGACAGCCAGGAAAUCAACGGGAGGCAAGGCGCCACGUAAGCAGCUGGCAACAAAAGCGGCUCGUAAAUCGGCUCCAGCCACCGGGGGAGUGAAGAAGCCACACCGUUUCAGGCCUGGAACAGUGGCAUUGAGAGAAAUCAGAAAGUACCAGAAGAGCACGGAGCUGUUAAUCCGCAAGCUUCCAUUUCAAAGGCUGGUGAGGGAAAUCGCUCAAGAUUUCAAGACGGAUCUGAGGUUCCAAAGCAGCGCUGUCGCGGCUCUCCAAGAAGCUGCCGAGGCCUAUCUGGUGGGGCUCUUCGAAGAUACCAAUCUCUGCGCUAUUCAUGCCAAGAGAGUCACCAUUAUGCCUAAGGAUAUUCAGCUUGCUCGGAGAAUCAGAGGAGAGAGAGCUUAAAAAUAGUUUCAUUUUCUUUUUGUGUUUGUCAUUGUUCCGGUUCCAUCUUUGUCAUUGUGGGUUUUGUUAUAUAAAUUUUUUGUUCAAUCUGACUAAAAUUAUUCUCUCUCAAUA
Molecule: messenger RNA, 705 nt
Organism: Theobroma cacao (cacao)
Lineage: Eukaryota; Viridiplantae; Streptophyta; Magnoliopsida; Malvales; Malvaceae
Product: histone H3.2
Cellular component (GO): nucleosome
Molecular function (GO): protein heterodimerization activity; DNA binding; structural constituent of chromatin
Source: RefSeq, a predicted model, not a curated record